AUGAAUGAUUGUAUACGUUAUGUCUCGAAGCUGUUUCAGUGGGGGAACGACCAUAUCCAGAGAGAGCGCCCUGCCAACUCGGAACUAGAGGCUGUCUUUAACGAGAUUAACAAGAGGACAGCCCAUAUGGGUGCUGACCACAAUGGUGUUCCUACUAGUCUUGUUGGAUCGGCACAGUUUGUUGUUGAGUGGACCAAGUAUUUAACGCACAAGAUCAUGCAGUUCCAUGACAAUUUUGUGUCCUACCAGGUUUCGUUUCUUGUCAUGGCCACGGUAUUGAUUGUUUUGGGGACCCUGCUGUCUGUGAAGUCUAUCCCCACGACGGCAUUGCCACCUACGAGGGAGCAUCAUUUGUUUGACCCAACGGACAACGAAGUCAACUCAGAAUGCAUGAUUAAGGACAUGAACAAGAACAAGAGGGGUCGUCUCGAGUGUGCAUCGGCAUCGCUGCACGAGGACGACUGGCUUCGCGGUGACAUUUCAACGGGCCACGCAUUCGUCGCCCCGAUCGUGAUCACGGCCACAUUAGUGGGUCUGUACUACCUUCACCACUGGGGGAAACUGCCCCAUUUCGCACGCAUCUUCCGUUGGUUCGUCCUGGGGGAAGGUUGCUUCAGCGUUAUCUCCGUGACGGCAAACAUUUGGCGGUCCGCUCUCCGUGUCGUGUGCCACAAGUACCGGUGUAACCCAUUGAGAGUAGCAUCCAGAUACCGGGUCUCACUGGUGGAUGAUAACGCGGAGGCACAUAGCAUAAACGAUGGGUGUGUCGACGUGAAUCCGUACUACCAUGACCAGUCCCUUGGUGUACGCGAUGACCAAGACGUGAGUGACAAGACGGGCAAGUUGAGAAGGUGUGGUCAAUGCGAGGCGAUGAAACCCACGGCGAUCCCCAUGGGGCAGCAGCUGGCGAACGUGUAUUUCGAUUGGAUCCAAGUCGGGUCGCUGUGUUUUGCAGGGCUUACAAGUUGGAUUUACUACUGGCACCCUAACAACUGGAUCGUGUCCAACAUCCUGUCCAUGAACGUGACCAUUUGGACCAUCAGCCGUUGGAACCUCAAGGAUCUGAAAGUCGGUAUGCUGUUGCUAUGCGGGUUGUUCCUGUACGACGUGUAUUUCGUGUUUGGAACCAACGUCAUGGUCACCGUAGCCAACAACCUGGAUUUACCCGUCAAACUGCUGUUGCCCACUGCUGGGAAUGGAGACUCUGCGGGUCCCGGGGUCAGUAGUGGCUUGAACUACGCACUUUUGGGAUCCGGGGACGUGAUUUGUCCCGGGUUGUUCAUCUCGAUGUGUUACAAGUUCGACAUUUGGCGGUGGCAUUCAGUGCACGAGGACACCGAGUUCCACCUGUUGAACCUGGGCCGGUACGUGGGGCGUUACUCGACCGUUGCGUUGGUAAGUUACAUAGUCGCCCUGUGCGGCUGCCUCGUGGCAGCCGAUGUGUGGGACGUUGCGCAGCCCGCCAUGCUGUACGUCGUUCCCUGCCUUGUCGGCAGUGUCUCGUUAGUGGCCUACGCAAGCGGGGACUUCCGAGAGUUCUGGAACUUCAGCUACGACACGGUCAUAGUGGACACCACACCGGGCAGCGAUUCGUGCGAGCCCGCCAGCAGCGACUUGGACAUCCUCCUCGACGACGGCAGUGCAGAGGGCAUGCGCUACGACGAGGACGCGGACGCGGACUACAUCUCUGGCGACGCGUCAUCGGGAAGUGAGGACGACGAGGACGUCGACGCCGACGGCGACGAGGACGUCGACGCCGACGGCGACGACGAAGUGGCGCAGGAAUGA
Huiozyma naganishii CBS 8797 is the source of this 1788-nucleotide messenger RNA. RefSeq names its product aspartic endopeptidase (gene YPF1). The coding region runs from base 1 to 1788 and encodes 595 amino acids. Lineage: Eukaryota; Fungi; Ascomycota; Saccharomycetes; Saccharomycetales; Saccharomycetaceae. Gene Ontology annotation, molecular function: aspartic endopeptidase activity, intramembrane cleaving. The record is from RefSeq and is a predicted model, not a curated record. The transcript has a single exon. Gene Ontology annotation, biological process: membrane protein proteolysis. Gene Ontology annotation, cellular component: membrane; cytoplasmic side of endoplasmic reticulum membrane; lumenal side of endoplasmic reticulum membrane.